Messenger RNA from Mercenaria mercenaria, 1348 nucleotides. RefSeq lists its product as uncharacterized. The coding region runs from base 329 to 1012 and encodes 227 amino acids. The record is from RefSeq and is a predicted model, not a curated record. Lineage: Eukaryota; Metazoa; Mollusca; Bivalvia; Venerida; Veneridae. The transcript has 5 exons.
AUAGUGUGCAUGUAUGUUAAGUUAAACAUAUAGAGCGUAUAACAGUUGAGACAAUGUAUCUUGGUUUAUGUUUAGGAGUAUUUGUUCAUUUUUCUUAACAUCCACUUUUACUCUUUCGUGGUGGUAAUACUCUAACAGUAGAAAGAUUUAGAUCGAAAAAUGUACGAUAAAAGUGAUGAGAUUGUUCAGCCUGCAAAAGUGUAAAACAAAGUGGAGAUUACGUUUGAAAUUCGACCUUAAAAGGGAGAUUCAGUUUGACAAACAGUAAUAGGAAAAAAGGAGAUUCAUUUAAGAAAUAAAUUCAACAACAGAAAAGGUUCGGACAGAAAUGGACCUGGCGGACUGUUGUAGUAAAUGUGGAUCUAAUGAAAGUCCAGCUUUCUCACCUAGAUAUUUGGCUAUUACAGCGUGCGUAUCUUUCGUAGCCGGUGUAGCUAUAGUGCUUCUGAUACUGUUUAUCAUAAAACUGAAAAGAGACAAGAAAAUGUGUUUUAAAAGGAAAGAAGAACCAUUUAAAGGAAAGUUUGAAGGUGCAAGCAAGAAAGCCACAUUUCAGGUUCUAAAGAAACAUACGCUUGAACGAUCUCCGGGAAAGGGCAUAUCUAGCAAUGAAGGUCAGUCUGAACAAGAAAAAACAGAAGAACCUGAAACUUCUCAUGUGGAAAUAGUACUAAACACAGAAACUGAAACCGUUGCUUCUGAAGAACUAACCAAGCAAGAAAGUGAAUGUGCAGAAAAUAAACAUGACGAAAAUGAAAAAGUUUACCACGGCACAAAAUCUAACUCGAGUGAAUUAGAACAAAAUGUUUCUGUGGAUAGUGUAGAAGAAGACAAAGAACAUGCCACAGUUAUCAAAGAAAAUGCGCCCGAAAGUGACAUAUUGAAGCAGAGGGACAGAUCAGCCAUGUCAAGUCAUUUGUUUGAAAAAUCUAGAGGAAGUUCGGUGUAUGAACAUGACGAUUUUGUUCUACAAAAUGCUAAUUUUAGAAUAAGUGCACUUUCAAAUAUUUGAGCAUAUGCAUAUUGCUUCCCGCAACAGUAAUUUCCAAGCAGUAUUCAUUUUGCGAAUACGAAGGAGAAGCAUUGCUAAUAGUCAAUUCUUUAACCGUAGACGGAUGCUUUAAAACAAUGUUCAAAAAUUGUAAAUGCUUAGUAGAUCUUCUAUUAGACACUGAAUGCCUGGUUAUUUAGAUAGCAUUUCCCUCAUCAAUGCUUUUAUCAGAAAUAAUGUCACCAAUUGCUUUAAAAGGAAACAUAAUAGAAACUAAACUUAGUUGUAUAAUAGUUUGAUCAUCCGUGCUACACGCACACUCUACAGAAUAUUUAAUGAAUGAGUGAAAUUACUUUU